AUGGCUAACUCCAUUAUGGCUUCCUCCAAACCCUUAAUCUUCCUCUCCUCAAACCAACCAAACCGCAUCGUCCAAAUCCCCAAAUUCUCCAAACUCCCCCAAAUCCCUAAACCCCUCUCUUCCUCUUCCUCCGAUCUCCGUACCCAAGCUCUGUCCUUCUCCUCCGCCACCGUCAAAUCCUUAGCCCUAAUCGCCGCUUUCGCUCCUCCGUCGAUGGCUGAAGCCAUGGAGAAAGCCCAGCUCUUCGAUUUCAACCUGACGCUUCCGAUCAUCGUCGUUGAGUUUCUCUUCUUAAUGUUCGCACUCGACAAAGUCUAUUACUCUCCGCUCGGGAAUUUCAUGGAUCAGAGAGAUGCUUCCAUUAAAGAGAAGCUCGCGAGUGUUAAAGACACUUCCGCGGAGGUUAAGGAGCUCGAUGAAAAAGCAGCCGCUGUUAUGAGAGCUGCUAGGGCUGAGAUCGCUGCCGCGCUUAACAAGAUGAAGAAGGAGACGCAGGAAGCUCUUGCGAGUUUGGAGAAGCAGAAGGAAGAAACCAUUAGAGCUCUUGAUUCUCAGAUUUCUGCUCUUAGUGAAGACAUUGUUAAGAAGGUUCUUCCUUCUUGA
Messenger RNA from Arabis nemorensis, 603 nucleotides. NCBI's taxonomy places the organism in Eukaryota, Viridiplantae, Streptophyta, Magnoliopsida, Brassicales, Brassicaceae. The record is from the annotation of a GenBank genome assembly.